AACGGGGGUCCCUGGGGUCCCUGGGCCUGGCAGGAGAUGUGCCCGCAAGGGACCUAUGCCACAGGAUUCAGCCUCAAGGUGGAGCCUUAUCAGGGGCAGGCGAAAGACGACACGGCCCUGAACGGCCUCCGGCUGCAUUGCACGCGGGGCAGCCACGGUGGGAGGGCCAAGGCCACAACGGUGGAGUCCCAGAGCAACGUGUGGGGCCACUGGACUGACCCCCUCUGGUGCUCCCCGGGCAGCUACCUGACGGGCUUCUCUCUGCGGGUGGAGGGUGUCCGGCGUGGCAUCACCGACUACAUGGGUGCCACCAACAUCCGCUUCGCCUGCUCAGACAAGAAGGUCCUGGAGGGGCCAGGGCUGCCUUGGGGGGAGUACGGAGCCUGGAGCCCCUCCUGCCUGAGGGGCCUGUGCGGGAUCCAGACCAAGCAGGAGGCCCUCCGGGGUGUCCUGGUGGAUGACUCCGCCCUCAACGACCUCCGCUUCCUCUGCUGCACCCAGUGA
This is a messenger RNA of Thamnophis sirtalis, 504 nucleotides long. It is a transcript of the gene VMO1, whose product is annotated as vitelline membrane outer layer 1 homolog. NCBI's taxonomy places the organism in Eukaryota, Metazoa, Chordata, Lepidosauria, Squamata, Natricidae. The record is from RefSeq and is a predicted model, not a curated record.